Molecule: messenger RNA, 306 nt
Organism: Aspergillus glaucus CBS 516.65
Lineage: Eukaryota; Fungi; Ascomycota; Eurotiomycetes; Eurotiales; Aspergillaceae
Exons: 2
Coding region: 1-306 (101 amino acids)
Cellular component (GO): mitochondrial inner membrane peptidase complex
Source: RefSeq, a predicted model, not a curated record
AUGGCCCCCCUCGUCCCGGUCUUCUCCUCCGAAACCCUCCCUUCCCACGUCAACACGAUCCGGCGAAACUUCCACGAAGAAAAGCGUCGCAAAGGGCCCGCGAUCGACCUGAAAGAAUGCCCACUGCUCGAGAUGGUGCAGUACUCGUGCAAUCCGCCGCAGGAUGGGAUUCCGACACCGGGAAGUAUUGUGUGUAAGCCGGUUGUGCGGUUGUUUAGACGAUGCGCCGGGUUAACGGUUGAGACGACGUCGUGGGAGCCGAUUCGGUUGGCGAAGGAGGAGGGGGCGAAACGCGCAUCAUCUUGA